UUUUCGCCAAAUUUAUUACUCCAAAACUUCAACUCAACCAGGAAGCAUUCGAGAGAGAGAAAGAGAGGGCCGCGGGAAUGGCAAUACUAUACGCGCUGGUGGCGCGUGGGUCUGUGGUGCUGGCGGAGUUCAGCGCUACCUCCACCACCGCGAAUGCGAUCGCGCGUCAAAUUCUCGAGAAAAUCCCCGGGAACAAUGACACUAAUGCUUCCUACUCGCAGGAUCGGUACAUUUUCCACGUCAAACGCACCGAUGGACUCACCGUCCUUUGUAUGGCCGACGACACCGCCGGAAGGAGAAUUCCUUUUGCAUUCCUCGAAGAAAUUCAUCAAAGAUUUGUCAGGACUUAUGGUCGAGCCGUAUUGUCUGCACAAGCAUAUGCAAUGAAUGAUGAAUUCUCGAGGGUUCUUAGCCAGCAGAUGGAGUAUUUCUCAAAUGAUCCAAAUGCUGACAGGAUAAACAGACUUCGAGGUGAAAUGAGCCAGGUACGGAAUGUCAUGAUCGAGAAUAUUGACAAAGUUUUAGAGAGAGGUGAUCGGUUAGAAUUAUUGGUUGAUAAAACUGCUAAUAUGCAAGGGAACACUUUUCGCUUCAGAAAGCAAGCAAGACGUUUUAGAAACACUGUCUGGUGGAGAAAUGUCAAGCUAACGGUUGCAUUGAUAUUGCUUCUCCUGGUCAUAAUUUAUAUUGUUUUGGCUUUCGUCUGCCAUGGGCCUGCACUUCCAUCUUGUCUGAAGUGAGGGUUUGAUCAAGUGAGAUCUGGAUGCCAUUUCCUGGUUCUCUUUUAUCUAUACUUGCAAUUCUUCCAACUCAAAUCUUCCUUAGAUGUGUGGAGAAUGGUGAAAAGUUGAUAUGUCAGUUUUUAUGUCUUUGAUUCCCUGGUUUUGAGAUGUCACUGUGUGUGAAGCUCUAUCCGGGGUUUCAGCUCUGCCUAUUUAUCCUGUGGAUUAAGAAACAAGAUAGUUGCAUAAUCUAAAGUGAAAUUAUUGGCACACUUUGUGAUAAACUUUUCUGGAUAUUUAUUUGUGUAACUAAUGUUAUUGGUGUGUAUUCGUUUUCCUUGAGAACCGUGUGGUCGUUUCCGGUGGUAGAGACAAUGGUGAAAUUAUUGUGUUUUUGAUCAA
This is a messenger RNA of Sesamum indicum (sesame), 1124 nucleotides long. RefSeq names its product vesicle-associated membrane protein 711. Gene Ontology annotation, biological process: vesicle-mediated transport. Gene Ontology annotation, cellular component: membrane. Lineage: Eukaryota; Viridiplantae; Streptophyta; Magnoliopsida; Lamiales; Pedaliaceae. The record is from RefSeq and is a predicted model, not a curated record.